This is a messenger RNA of Morone saxatilis (striped sea-bass), 1190 nucleotides long. RefSeq names its product DnaJ heat shock protein family (Hsp40) member B13 (gene dnajb13). The transcript is spliced from 8 exons. NCBI's taxonomy places the organism in Eukaryota, Metazoa, Chordata, Actinopteri, Moronidae. The coding region runs from base 109 to 1056 and encodes 315 amino acids. Gene Ontology annotation, molecular function: protein-folding chaperone binding. Gene Ontology annotation, cellular component: cytosol. The record is from RefSeq and is a predicted model, not a curated record.
UAAAAAAACAACCGCUUCUUUUGAGUUUUAAUUUUUGCCAAAGCUUUGAUACUUAACGACCGCGUUUAAGGCGGAAACACUGAGUAAUUUAAAACAUUUAAAUCCAUAAUGGGUAGCGACUACUACGAGACGCUGGAAAUAAACAGAAACGCAACAUACGCAGAUAUUAAACAGUCAUAUCGACGUCUUGCACUGAAGUUUCAUCCGAGCUGCAACAAGGAAAGCGGCAGCAGCGAGAGGUUCUGUCAGCUGGGGGAAGCCUACGAGGUCCUGAGUGACCCUCGGAAAAAGGCAACCUAUGACAAGUUUGGUGACGAGGGUCUGAAAGGCGGUAUCCCACCUGAGUUUGGCAGCAGUGGGGCUUGGUCGUCGAAAUACGUCUACCAUGGGAACCCAGAAAAAACCUUUAAACAGUUUUUUGGAGGCGACAACCCAUUUGCAGACUUCUAUACAAACGAUGCACCACUUCAGUUCGGUGGCCUGCAACCAGGAGUGGUGAAGACUCAAGACUCUCAUAUAGAGAGAGACCUUCACUUGUCCCUGGAUGAUCUCUUCCACGGAUGCACAAAAAAGAUAAAGAUAUCUCGCAGGGUUAUGAAUGAAGAUGGAUACACAUCCAGUAUCAAAGAUAAGAUCCUGACUAUAGAUGUGAAGCCGGGAUGGAAAGAAGGCACAAGAAUAAUUUUCCCCAAAGAGGGAGACCAGGGACCAAACAGCAUUCCUGCAGAUAUUGUGUUCAUAGUGCGACAGAAGAGUCAUCCUCUGUUCGUAAGGCAACACAAUGACCUGAUCUACAAGGCCCAGAUCUCCCUGGAGAUGGCCUUGACUGGGUUCUCUGUGGAUGUGGAGACACUAGACGGCAGGCUACUCAGUAUUCCCAUCAAUGACAUUGUGCACCCGGCCUACAAAAAAGUGGUGACUGGAGAGGGAAUGCCGCUGUCCCAGGAUCCUUCCCAGAGAGGAAACCUCAUCAUUACUUUUGACAUCCAGUUUCCUGAGAAGCUCUCCGCUGAGAGGAAGCAGCUGAUCAAACAAGCUCUAUCUUUUAAAUAUUGAUCACACUUCAUACACGUGUUGCUAUCGCAUGACUGAUGAUGAAUGGGCUUACAUUUCUGUAAUGAGAGAGGGAGAAGUAUUGCCACAAUUUGUUUGACUUUGCUUUGAGUUGAAAUGUACACUAGGGGGCAACA